Anarrhichthys ocellatus (wolf-eel) is the source of this 10961-nucleotide messenger RNA. RefSeq names its product chromosome unknown C21orf91 homolog (gene cunh21orf91). The record is from RefSeq and is a predicted model, not a curated record. The transcript has 3 exons. Bases 7727 to 8821 code for a protein of 364 amino acids. NCBI's taxonomy places the organism in Eukaryota, Metazoa, Chordata, Actinopteri, Perciformes, Anarhichadidae.
ACUGCUCGUUUGCUCACCAGAAUGAAGAGCAAUCAAAGAGAUGUAAAGGCCCUCUACACAUACAGCUGAUACAUUUGUGCUAGCUAAUGUUUCAAAGCAACCUGCAGCUUACAGUAUGCAGUGAAGCUCUGUAAUGAUUUUUUUGUUACCACAGUGUGACCUCUCCAACUCUUGAAAAGCCCACACACCCUCACUCAAUGUGUCUGAUGGGAUUCAGCUUUGAUAUUCAUCUUCACUUCCAGUUUCCCUGGCUGGAUCCAUAUAGAGACAGUCUUAUGUCGGUCUUAGCUGCCAAGAGUCUCCAGCAUUUGGAUCGCACAACAAAUCACUUUUGCGGAAACAUCCAGAUUCUUUUUGAUCUCUGUUCCCAUCACAGCAAGUAUGCACUUGCGCCAAGAGCAUACUUGCUGCCUUUCAGAUGUGUUGAUGUGCCGUAUGAUGGUCGUCCACAAACGCUUCUUUUAUCCUCUCCAGGAACAACAUAUAAGAUAUGUGCGGGGUAAUGGGCCUGCAGGACCAAAGCCCUCUCUAAAAUAGACCACUGUGAUUCCCCCGUUUGAUGUGCCACUCAAACUCAAGAGCAUGUGUUUGAAGUUUUUUCAUCUCUCAAUUAAUGAGUGGCCUAUUUGAAGAAGAAUGACAAAUCAGAAGGGAUUAGAUAUGCCUCUCAUUGGGCACUCGUCUCAUAGAUCCACAAAGACUCUGAAAGCAGUGUGUGCGUGUUUAUGUCUGCACAGUUUGAUGAUUGUGUGUGACUUGUACAACGGUGCAAUAUAGCUGACUAAGAGCUCCCAGAGUGGUAUAUCAUUCUGUUGACAGCGGGUGAAAAUGCAUAUGCACAAAAGAUUUAUAGGUCUCGUCUGUUGUGGUGUAAAGGAACUGAGCGUGGGGGUGUUGAUUAAUCGCUUUGCUCUUUGUGUGCCGUGAAAGAGUCUUCAGUCUUCAGAGUCAAGCAUUGUUAGAACAAUACUUAACUUAAGUUGUGUCAGUAAAUUUCUUGCAAACUAAUUAAUCCUCAUUCAGCAGAAAUGUAAUCUAAAUAUGGUAGAAGGACACAGCCUGGGUUUGCUGGCAUGUACAGUACAUACAGUAAUGUCAAAAGCCUAAAUAACAGACUUUGUACUUAUUGAAAACAAUCGAUUGAUCUGUGUAAUAUGUAGCACGUAGUACUACUUACUUUCAUGUGUUUUGCCGGUGCAGCAGCUGAUUUCUAUGCAUACUGUUGCAUGUUAGAAAACUAAAUACAACUUUCAGGGUCACCUUUUAUAUUUGUCCUUCGUAGCUCACUAGCAUCGAAUCCAGACACAUGGGUCACAGACUGCCUUUAAAGGGAUUUAACAAAUGUGGUUAUUUAUCUGUUGACAUUCAACACGGUAGGGGUUUCUUGUCUGGCUCAGUUUGGUCGUCCUUGUUUGCUCCAUUUAAUGUUUCAGCCAGGAUGCUCUGUUCAGGUAGGAACAUGUCAGCUGGUGGGGCGUUGAUGUGAGCGUCUCCUCUGUUUCAUUGUGUAGAUAAAACUGGGGCACCCUGGAUGCUGGUUGUGUCGGACAAGACAUCUGGGGGUUCUGAUGUAGCUUGUGUGUGUCUACGAAGUGGCUGUUAUAUAACUAACUAUUGGGGGGGGGGUUGCAGACGAGCACAUGUUCCUGAUGCAGCCGAGCGUUUCUUUGGGGGGGGGGGCUUGCCAAACUGGAUGCGGCUACUUCAGGCACGGCUGAUUGGAAACUAAAGCCAAGCUGUGUGGCCGCCGACUACUCAUGUAGACUUAAUAUCCACGGUUCAUUCCUCCUGUGCCGUCCUUCGUUAAAGUACAAGAGAACAAAAGUCCGCACAGAAACGUGUGAAGAGGAGAGAAUGUUCUUCAUCUCUCAGGCACACAAACAGUCCCUCCCAGUGCCUCUCCGUUCCAAACCAUAUCAUGCUAUCUCAAGGUUGAAUUACUGCUGCUGAAUAUUCAUUGCCAUCUUGCUAUAUGCUGGUUUUGAAUAUUUAGUAGAAGCAAUAGAAGCAGAAUUGCUUCUCGUUGUUUUAGUUUUUUUUAAGAACAAUCUCUCUACAGUGCUCUAGCUUCUCAUUGAUUUUGUACAAAAGGCAGCGUCUUCUAGACCAGAGGAUUCAUAGCAGUCAGAACUAUAGCUUACUGAAAAUACUUCUAGAUCUGUUGUAAGGUUGCUUGUAAAGAGAAACAAGGGGACAUGCAAUGAACAGGAUUUCUUUAAGUGAUCCGAGUGUAUUUGCUUUCAUUUAUUAUAAGGAUGUUGUUAUAACCAAUGAGGGCAGCGGUAGCAGAAACAACUGCUUUCAUAGGUUGUCUAGUACUCGUCAUGAUGUGUUGGAACAUCCCUUUUAAAGUCUAAAAUGUUCUUUUUAAAUAGCUCUUUUGAACACCUGGCCACUGCAAUGGUGUACCUUUGUCACAGCAGAGAGCAGGCCCUUUAUGAGUUAACUGCUGACACUUAAGCAUUCAUUUCCACCCACAACCGCCCUGAGUUCUGCUCGGAGGCUUGCAUGACACGGGGAUGUUCAGACUUGUCUGUGUAACCGUCAGCUGCCGACGCACACAGAAUUCACAGUUGAAGUUCGGCAGCACUGUACAUGAACUUGAACACAAACAAGAGCCGCUAAAGACGAAGCGAUCUUUCAUCUCCGUAUUCCAAGAGAUGAAUGAGCUUCAUGUUGACAGAGUUGCUUAUCAGCAAGGCUUGAGCCCACAGUACCACCAGAUGCAGAAGUAUGUGAAGGCUAAAAAUUGUCCAGGAAGUGCAGCCUUUGUUGAAGUUCCAAGUGGUUGUUUCCUGAGGAAACUGCUUUGGCCUGUGUGCGCACUGAUUCCAUCAAAAAAUACAGAGUAGAAACUGUGUCUUUUUAUGUAUUGCUCAACCUCUGCCUAACUGGGCUUUUCUUACUUUCAGACCUUUCUUUUGUUUCUGCUUGCUGCACCAUCUGAGCUUUGUGCUACACAUGGCUACACAGCCUUGAGCAUCAACAGUGUGCAGCAGAGAACAAGAGCCAGUUCAACCAGUCUGCAGUCAUUGGUAAUCUUCUGUGUUGCUGUUUCAACCUGAAAGCAUUUGUGUAUUUCGGAGGACGUUUCCUGAUUAUGGCUUCUUUAUGACUGCUCAAACACCAACCUCCAUAAUGCCUGUGACACCAACAAAUGAUAAGAUAGUGGCUCUGUCAGGUAGCCAAGAAAGGCAGACCUCCCUCCAGCCAAGGCAGUAAUAGUUUAGAAGAUUGUGCAAUGUAUUUAAUUUUUUAUAAAUAGAUAUGUCAUUCAAAUGGGAGAAGUUUACAGUCAAAACACCGUUAUUCAAACCACCCAAAAUGGCCAAAUGUGGUAUCAUUAACUGUAAUAUUCAUCAGACUUUGCUGUUUGGAUCUGAUUGCUCAUUGCAGCAUACUUCAAACCAGACGGGCCUUUUUUGAACUGUCCUUAUUGGAUGUGACGAGCUGUGUGCUGUGUAAACACCUGAGAGAUCCCUCCAGCCUCUCACCCACAGUCUUCUGGUCUUCUCUGGCUUCUCGUCAGACAAGAUGUCUGCUGAGCUGCCAGGUUCAGCUAAAGCCCAGCACAUCAUCUGCUUACAUAACGCAGACAGAAUUGUAUUUGCCGAGGCCUGGCAGUGCGAUUUCCAGCUGUGUUUGGAGUGAGGAAAAAAAUAGCAAAUUCCAGCUGGGAGAGACUGGAAUGAUGCAGUCGGUGCUGAUUCUGGUUGCUGCUCGCUCUACAGGGGCUAUUGUUGCUCCUCUAAACAGCUCAUUCAUUGUGGAUGAACUCUUCAACCUGGGGUGUAGAGAGGUCUAAUGAUGUCGCUGCCUGUGGCAGCUGUGUGCUUGAACUCAGUCAGGGUCCAGAGAUGAAACCGCUGCAUGGCACCGCCCUCUAACUUAGUACUAUAAGGCUGUAUUUAUAAUGGGCUGCUUUCAAUGUGACUCUAUAUCAUUUGUUUGAAUAAAUUGCCCCUUUUUUUCCAAAGUUGAUUCUCUUCAUUAGCCCCGCAACUCUGGAAUAAUGGCCUCCCUCACCACAGGUUAUGAAUCUCUAAAAUAACUCGCACAGUCUAACCCACCCAAUGUGACAACAAUGUGAGCAACCACCUCUAUGAAGACAGUUCUCCUCUGUCACCUUGGAGUGAUGCACAUUGUGGAUGUGAGUGUCAGAGUGUUGUUGGUAGAAAGAAGCAGUUGACCGAUGGUUUGCAGUAAACUGACCUCUGAUAGUGGGUGGUUGUAGAUUAUUUUUCUGCUAAUUUCUAUAUUAUUAGAGCUUUUGCAUCAUUUUAACAGCCUUGAACUCUUAAUACUAGGUGUCAUGCAAAUGUAUUUGCUAUUUCUCUAAUUCGUCAGUGUUUCUUCGCAACAAUGUCUUCACAACUCAGAUUUGAGAUUUGACUUCAAAAACGUACAGUUUACGUCGUUCUACCCAACAAGGAAUACUUGUCACUGACUGUACACACCACACCAUCGGAAGGUAGCAGCCAGUACAAGUUCAUAAUGUGCUGUACAGAAUAUUAUAUCAUAUAAAACACAUCAUUCUGUCUGAAUAGAAAUACUGUUAAAAUGAAUUUUCUUCCCAAAAGUUGUUCGUAAGUGCUGGGAUGUUUUACUUGCAUCAUCAAAGAUGAUUGCUAUUUAGAAAUACUAAUUAUGCUAUGAUGGGAUUAGCCUGAUUUAUUAUAAUUAAAUUUCCAGUCAUCAGUCAGAUCUCGUUAUGCUAUGCUUAGUCUGUCAUUUUAUAAUGCUUAAUUUUUGCUAAUAUGGGAAUAUCCUUUUCUACUGAUUUGGUGAAUCAAAGGAGAGUAUUUGCAUAGAUCGCUCUGUAACUACAGUGUUUAUAUCACAUAUCAAAUAUACACAAGAUCAUUUGUGAUCACAAUCAUUUAUAGUGUGCAGUGUUUCUCAAUCCAGCUGCUCAUACCAAUUAUAACUCACUAUCAACGUCACUUUGUGUUUGAGAAAUGAUUACAAAACUUUGUCUCCAGAGUUUAUAUUCUGCGCGUCUCUCUCUCCACCCAAAUUACCUUCAACCAAAUUUGGCAUUUUCUUUACAUUUUUUGUGCAAAUUGUGGAAUUCAUAUAUGAGCAAUCCAAGCAGUUGAUUGACGGAUGUCUACUCCUGGUUUGUUUACGGUCACAUAGGACUUUUUGUUUAGUAGUAACACUAGUCUGUCAUUCAUUGCACUCUGUGCAGUUCAUGGCAGCUACUCUGUACUGUUGUUUAAGGUCUGUGGGGGUUAACGGGUGGUUUGAGUUCAGUGUUGGUCAUGUGACCUCCAUGUUGGUGUGUACGUUGGCUCGUGCAGCUGCUGAUUCUUCUAAACCGUGCCAUGCAGCUGUGUUUGACACCUUAUCACCCCUGUCCCACAUGUCCCAACACUGUUUGUUCAUCUCCUCUUAAGUGUGUCAAGGCUCAACACAGACUGAGCACAAACAACUACAGGCAGUGGAAUGUUAGGCACAGAUCUCUUUCCAUGACGGCAACCACAAGACUAUGGAGUGGAGGUCUGAUUUCAAUUUGGGCAGAAGUGCAGCCACUAAAUGAAGAGCAGGGCUAGAUCAACAAAGGGAUGUCAUCUCUCUUCAGCCUGAGGAUUAGUACGCCGUCCUGAUGCCAGCGUUCCCUUGGUUACUUUACUGUUGAGAAUUAUCCAAUGUAACAGGCAUCGGUCUUCCUGGUGCUGCUCCACCACUUUCUCGACUUUUCCACACCAACUUCGUAUGACUAAAAUACAACUAAAUAUGAAUUGGCAAUUAGGGCUGUUGCUUCUUAGUCGAUAAAUCAACUUUGAUUGUUUUCUUUGGUUGAUUCGUCAUUUUUUUUAUGCUUUUUUUCGUGCUGAAUGACUUAUUUCCCAGAAAUGUAUUAACACAUCUGUGGUAAACACAAGAUUUAAAGUGGUGCUUCUGUGUGAGUCUUUGUGGAGAAACAGAAACAGUUUUACAGAUCGGUCGAUUAAAUCAACUAAUCGUUAAGUUGACAAAACCGUAAAAUUCCGCAUUAUUCAACUAACAAUUUCUUUGUUGAGAACAGCCUUAUGAAAUAUAACCCUUCACUUAAUUUGUAAAUAAGACAUAGUCGAAGACAAUCUCUGUUAAAUCUCUGACUUUUGUAGUUUUAACAUUGUUUCCUCUUCAGAUCAAGAGAAUUACUUCUUGCUUUAAAUAACCGGGACCACUUGAUUUCUGACUUGAUCUGAUUCUAGUGGUUUGCUCUGUGGAACAACUUAUUAACAAGUGAAAACGAUGAAUAACGACAGCAGAUUUAUAUUUUACAUCAGACCUAAGCUGGUGUCUGUGCUUUGUGUCUGUCAGUUGGUUCACUGACUGAGAGACGAACCUUGACUCAUUCCGUACAACAGGGCAGGAAACAACAAGCCCAUUGGUCCUCAGUGUGCUUAAUGUCUCUAACUGUCACAGCCGAACAAUGUUGAUUCACCUCCAGAGAAUAGUCUGUGUGUGUGUGUGUGUGUGUGGACGCGCUUAUGUGUGCAGCCAUGAAAGACAGUAGUGCUAAGCUGCUUAGCUGGAGUGAGGUCUUUGGCUGGUGGUGCACUGGCCUGGUUGUUGGCCAAUGAUUUCCCUGCUGGGGAAGUGGUAGUCAGUGUGUGUUUGUUGUAGUCCAAAGACUGAGACUGAUCGGAUUAUACCUGUUUGAUAGACAGAAAGCUCCUACAGCUCUUGGCAAAACGUGUGGAGAUUCAUUGGCAUUCUCACACAGGAAACUCAGACCUGAUGCUGUAUACUGCAGGUCCCUCACAAGACUACUCUAUCGUAAAGGUCUGUCUUUUUAGACACUCAGGUCACAACACAGUUAUGCAGAAGCUUAGAAUAGAGCUCUAUGCACACAGUUGUGUAAUGGUCUCGAACCGUCCUAUGUCCUGAGGCACAUAAUGUAUGCUGACUGUCCCCCAUUAGAUGUGGACUGUUUGUUUUGAUCCUGCAGGCAUACAGAACGCUUUCAAAAGACACACAAGGAAAGGACAGGGGACAGAGAUAUUAUAUUCGUAACUUCAAGCAAGGCCCUGCAGACCAGACACACGAGGGCUCUGUAUGUGACUAUUUUACUGUGGCCAUGAGGUGUUAGUAAUGUCCUGUGGUUUCCUGGGCUCAUCUGUCUAAAGAGUCAAGAGAGGCAUGUGAGGAAAACCUGCCCAAGUGAGCUGUUAAAUCUAUGGACUAACGGUGACUAAUCGCCAACGCGGUUCGUCUGUCUGUAGGCUGUGAGAAGAAGGCCAUCACACAAACGCCUCGGUUUAGCCUCACUUGCACACACACAGUUUUCACUCUCGUUCUCUUUCACCUACAGCUUCUCUUUGUUUGUUUCAUUUUGAUCCACUUGCUGGCUAAUUUCCUCUGUGUGUGCUAAAAUAGUUACAGUGUGGCCUAUUUUGACAGGAUGCAGGAAGCAUUACUUUUCCCCCUGUAGAGGUACUUCCAAGGAAUGUAGUUUUAAGUGGCAAAGGAAGUGUGGCGGAGUGCAGGAGCUUGUCAAGCUAUGCAAGGACAAUAACCACCAAAGAUCACAAAUGCAACCUAAACAAGUUGACCGUAUCUACGCCAGCAAUUUACUUAAGUUACUAAAAGCACACCACAAGCAUUUGGCCGAAAGUCACCAGUUAACACGGUCACUUGUUAAACUAAAACACCAACCGAAUAUACGACAAAAACAGAUUAAGCUUCAAUGAAAACGCUGCUUCAUGUGGACAGACGGUACACAUUUUAAAAUAUGCUUCAUGUGUUUGCAGUGAGACUGGGUCAGUGUAUUAUCCCUGCUAUCUCAACGCUCCGCUGGCUAAUCCACCACACAUUAAGCAGCUUUCACAGAGAGAUCGCGACAGGUCAAUCUGCCACUUCUACUCGCUUUCAUACUGGUUUACUUUCAUUUAUUGGGCGAGUAAUGCAUUUCUCAAUAACUGUUGAGCUCUCUGCUUUAUUUAUAUGCUUUUUGUAUGUGUUAGGAACCCUGCCUCUUGGAGUUCACUGUAUUGUUGCACUCAUAACUGUGACAGUUGUUAGUGUGGCUGUAUCCUUUAAACGUGUUGUGCCUGUUGACUCAUUGCUUCAUGUCUGUGUGAAUGCAGGUGUUUCCUCUGCUACCUUAUUGCACUCAAAGUCCCUGCGAGGCCACAGAGACUGCUUUGAGAAAUGCCACCUCAUCGCCAACCAGAAGCUGUCGCGUUCCAAGGUCUCCCGAAGUGCCUACGAGGGCAUGAAGCUGGCCUUCAGCCAGAAACUGAACCGCAUCAUCCAGUAUGCCCAGAACAAAGACUCUGUCUCCUCCAUCGGCCCCGGCAGACGAGGGGCCAAGCUCCUUUGUUACAGCCAGCAGGGUGACCGCAAGCUGCUGCCCCAGUCGGACGCCCAGGUGCCCCGCUACACGCCGUGCUGGGACGUGGGCAAAGCAACGGGGCUGCCCGACUACGCCAUGGGGAUGUUGGAGUGCCGCACAGUGGAGGAGUUGGGACUGCUGCAGGAGGCGCAAUCUGACGUCUGGUCCAGUGACGGCAGGAACGGCCGACACAGUCGGAACCAAGGAGGAGGACAAACGCAGCACAGACACCAGGGCGGUCGCAGAGAUGAACUGACUAAAAUGAGUGUCGAUGACCUCCAUCAGCUGAACAACCAGCUGCUGAUGCAGGUUCAAAAGGUGUUCGAGGAGCUCACUGAGGCCGUGCAGGAGAAAGACUCGUUGGCGUCGGAGCUGCACGUGCGUCACAUCGCCAUCGAGCAGCUCUUUAAGAACUGCGCCAAGCUGCCCUGGCUGCACAUCAGCAGGGCCGGGGUCAAGGACAGCAGCAGCACCACCGGCCCCGUGGAGUGAGGCGCGAGCUGGCGGCUUCCGUCUCCUCUGGUGGGAGGACACUGAUAAACACUUCAAAGUCCGGGCUGAAGAAAAGCCUUUGUGUACAUUGAGUGACUUCUACGACACCGCGGUGACGUCAGGUCGUCGGACCUGUUUUAGAGCAGCAUUAAGGGCUGGGCUGACUCGGCCUCCGCUAUCGUCGCUGCAGUGAUGUUGCAAGGAUUAAUGGUGGCCGGGUCUGGCAUGUGACCUGAAUUCAACCCAUCUCAUGUAGCCACGAUGCAUGUUAAUACCAGGUGGAACGGGGAGUCAGGGUUUCCUGGCCCCGGUACACGGUGAGGACAUUUUACAAGAUGUUCCUUAAAAAAACAAUCAGUUUAUCUGCAUAAUUUAACAGAAAUGAUUGCUGUUGGUUUUAUUUUCUUUUGUUUAGUUUGCUGUCAAACAUUUCAGUUUUUCAUUGUCUGGACGUGGAUAUUCAAAUACUGCUUAAUACUCGAUAUUAUACUCGACUGUCAUAUUCAAACCAACAGGCACUGCUAGGAGUGUUUGGUUACUGUUCCACUGUCAAGUAUGAACGAGGUUUGAGCUUUUUCUUGCAGCUCUGACAACGGCUUGAAGCAGGAGUUUUUAACUUGCCUUCAACCUGCCCGAUCUUGACUUGAUAGUUUAUGAGAACGGCGGCGAUCAGAAAGAUUGAACAGUAAAAGACACUCUAACACAUUGAAGACGGAUUACGUCUAAUCCGGAGAAGAGCACAGGUAAGUGCAAGACAACACCCAAAAGUCCUCUAGAGCACCUCCGCAACAAAGAUCCAUCACAAGUGUGAAAGUCAGCAGGGCUGUACGAGCUGUGAGGGGGAUGAUGACUACUUUAGGAGUGCCCAUGAAAUAACAAGCAGCAGUUACAGUGAUAAAGUGAUAGCUAUUUAGUUUUUAAUUCAGCCUUUGGUUUUAUAGUAACUAUCAUUGCUGGUGAGAUUUACUUGAUAUUUAGCACAGAGCUGUCUCGCUAUCAAGCACAAGUCCUGUGUAUGGCUACACACUGAAUGAGGAAGAAGAACGGUUCAGAUACUGAAAGAGAAAUCCAGCUGCCAAACCAAAGUCUGUAUUCGUUCCAUUUCAAAUGUGAACUGAAACCAUGUGACUUCUAUUAGCAGAGGAAGAUGCAAUACCAAACUGAUUCAAAUAUAUGUGGCUUGGUGAUUUACAUCACUGUGUAAUUAUGAACCAUAGAUAUUUUUUGUUUCUCUAAAGGUGUUGAUGUGGAAAUGAUUUGUUCUCAUGUUACACAUGGCGUAUAUGUUUUAUAAUGAGUUGUAUUUAUCUUCCGUGUGCAGUGUUAGCUGUUUCCCUCUCUGUGUGUUGACGUGUGAGAGCCCAGUCGAUGUCACAGCAAUACAUGGAGGUCCCUGAUUUUAGAAGGAAAGGAGACAAAGCAGGCGAUGGUAUUACCAGUCGGUGUGUUAUAGCCUGCAGCUUUGGUUAACUUAUCAUUCAGGAACCCUAUGCUAGAAAGACACAAAUGAAACAGAAGCCUUAUCAAAUAGCAAAUAUGUAAAAGAAUAUUGGUUAUCUGAGACGAGGUCUCGGAGCCGCUGGAGUGUAAUAAGCUGGGGAAAGACUAGGUUAUAUUGUGAUUGAUGUUUAAAAUAACUGGCCAUCUCUUUUGCUCUCUCUUUGUAAGAGAUUUCAUGUAUUCGACCCCUUUUCAGGGAUCAAAGUUUGAGCUCCAUUUUAAUCUUUUAUCUUGCUUUCCUUUGUAUAACUGUAUUCAGUGAGCUUGAGUCUAUUCAGUAUUCAGUUGUAUGUUGCUGUUUUUUUAUUUUAUCUUUAAAAUAUGAAUGCAUUGUCUGUUUGUAUACUGCGGACACAUGCCCGGGCCUGUGCCUCCGCUCAGCAGAACAUCAAGAUGGAUCCGCUUGUGUCAUCAUCUUUUCCUGGAGAUGUGAGCGUACCGGCUGCUCCUUCCUUUAGAUUGGACUCUGCAUUCGUUUGUUUUCUAAUGUAAGGCUGCAUUUGUGUUGUGUGAGGAUUAUAUUUAUUGUGUGAGUGUGUGUGUUCAUGGACCUUACACAUGCUGUGUGAUUUGUGCUUUAGUGACAGUUUGUUUUUUUUGUAAAAUAUUUCAAUAAAACUAUUUUUACUACACAAUGGGA